Messenger RNA from Nasonia vitripennis (jewel wasp), 1865 nucleotides. RefSeq lists its product as uncharacterized. The record is from RefSeq and is a predicted model, not a curated record. NCBI's taxonomy places the organism in Eukaryota, Metazoa, Arthropoda, Insecta, Hymenoptera, Pteromalidae. Bases 570 to 1355 code for a protein of 261 amino acids. The transcript is spliced from 4 exons.
AGCCGAGGCUCUCUCGUUCGCGCUUUUCGUAAUCGAUAGAAACCCAAGCCUGAGCGAGCGGCUGGCUGGCGCGGAAGUCGCUCAUAGAAAGUCGCCCGACAACGACGCCGGCCUCCACACACACUCCAGCCGCUCAGCGCAGCAGCACAGCCUUACUCCACCGUCGUCGUUCGCUCGUUCCUGCACGCGUUGCCGCUGCUGCAUAUUCGCGUGUGUAUACUCAGUAUUCUUUGAAUUAAACUCUGACAACAUGUCGGCCGUCGUAUCGAUGAUCCGCUGCCCGGGAGACUACUCGAGCGGUACCGGCAACACGCUCUACGCCUUUGGCCGUUGCGUCUUCCUCUGCAUUUUCCUCAUGUUCGCCUUCUGCUCGGGAUUCGUCCUCCGGCUCGCCGUCGAAGUCUUCGUCUUCAAGUGUCGCACGCUCCACGUGUGCUGAAGCGGAUGGAGGAACACCGGGAGGAAGUAGGAGGAGGAGGAGGAGGAGGAGGAAGAAUCCGCCGGUACCGCGACAUGCCGGUACCGGCUGGAUUCUAGAGAGAACAGAGACUGGCUGCUUUUGUAUAUAGAUGAUUUUUAAGUCACUGACGAUAGUGACGCUAUCGUGGACACUGGUAGCAGCCAUAAUCCUCGGGUUCGCAUCCUGCGAUUCGAGCUCGAGCAGCGAUGUCGGUAGUAGCAACCAGCGCAGUGCCCGGAAGUACCUGGAACUGGACGACCUGAACUCGGGUCACGAGUCUUUGCCGCCUGUCCACGAGUUCGCAAGCGCUGAAGAGGUGGACGGUGUCGAGGCUCGGGUCGUCGAGAGCUACGCGCCAAGGCCGAAGAAAUUCGUGAAGAGAAGCGCGCAGAGCACGGAAAAUCAUGUUAGACUAACGAGACAGCAGCAGCUGCAACAGCAGAGGACGAGAAACUCGAGACAGAAUCAGCAGAAGAAGCAGAGGCCUGGAUUCUUCUGGACUUUGGCUAGGGUCACCUUCGAGACUUUCAACGACACGCGCUCGGCCAUCCAGCAGAUAGGCACUAUCAUCAACGAGGCUGUACCGCCUGAGCGUAAACCGUCGAAGAAACCCUUGCCGACAAAGAAGCCACAGGCGAACAAGACGUCGAGCUUGACGGCUGUCAACGGAACCACGACGACCCCGGCUCCGACGACCACCACCGAGGCGCCGUUCAUGCUGACCAGACCCCUGCUGCAGAGCCUCAUCAGACGCAAUGUCAAGGGACUCGUCAGGCUGUUCAACAUCGAGUGGCGGGAUGCGCUUAAUCAAUCGGAGAAGAACGUGCAGGAGUUCAGGCAAGAUCUCGGCAAGCAAAUAGGCUUCUACCUCCAGGACAACCCGGACGCCUACUGAACGCCUCUAUUCAGCCUCUACUUUGUUCGACGCUGAUACCCGUGAAAGUCGUCGGAGUACUCGCAUAACAGCCGCAUGAAUUCGGAAUAUUCGCAUCUUCGUGCCUCAUUGCCAAAGACUUUAUAAAGCCGCGGCGCAAAGCUGUGUAUCAAAAUCUCGGCUACUCUGUGUAUAACAUUUUGUUUGUAUUUAUGUCGUGCUGCGUCGCGAUGCCAUUAAGACGUUUUACGUUCCCAUUGUCUUCUCUAUCUCUCUCUCUGUGUAUACUCACGAGGAUUAGCUCUGUGUGUUAAAUGCGACGCUUCGCGGUGUACGAAAAUAUGUAAAUAUAAGGCACGUAAUUUACCGUGAGUUUAGUUGUAAGCGGAGUUGAGCUUUUUUUGUCGAAGGAACGUUACCAGUGGAAGCGUGAUACGAUAAUACGAAGGAACGUUAUGAUAUUAUAUGUAUAUUGUUUGUAAGAAAAUUGCGGUGAAAUGUUUUAGCUGAAUAAAAAAGCAUUUUAUUUUA